Actinia tenebrosa (Australian red waratah sea anemone) is the source of this 4212-nucleotide messenger RNA. Its product is annotated as octopamine receptor beta-2R. Gene Ontology annotation, molecular function: G protein-coupled receptor activity. The record is from RefSeq and is a predicted model, not a curated record. Gene Ontology annotation, cellular component: membrane. NCBI's taxonomy places the organism in Eukaryota, Metazoa, Cnidaria, Anthozoa, Actiniaria, Actiniidae. Gene Ontology annotation, biological process: G protein-coupled receptor signaling pathway.
UUCGUUUCACGUCAGUUGUUUUUCCGUUUACACCGUUUAUAUCGAGUGGAAAAAUAAGUUACAAGGCCUGGAGUUGCUAAAGAUUCUGUGCGUAGUUGAACAAGGAUACUGUCCCGUUAUUAAACAGGGGAACCGGCUUUCCAUUCGAGUCAGCCUGGACGAAUAAUUAGACAUCAUUUUCAUUGGACACGUGCGUGUAACGCCGACUGGCUAUUAAAAAACACUAAUUUUUGCAAAUGAGUCAUCGGCUUGGAGGAUUAAAGAAGAAGAGGCUUCUCCUAGCAAGAGACCAACAUAUACACGUUCUCGUUGGUUUAUUGAGAAGAACUUUGGAAUGCGCUGAACCAGAAAGACAGAAUUCUCCGUUGAUCCCCGUUCCAAAGGAAACAAGAGUCAAUGAACAGAAUCUUGUAAUUGAUAAAUAGAAAAGCAAACUUAGUUGAGAUCGCGCUGAGUUUUACGCUUGACACGAGAAAACGAAGAUACUAAAGAGAAGUCGAAGAAAUUGUUAUCGUCUGUGAAAAAUCUCUUUUCCAAAGAAAGAGGGCACCGAAAUACAUCUACUUUGGGGACUAAGACUAUAAAAGGAACAGCCAAAUAAAGACUAAAAACAGACUAAACAGAAUUAGUAGUGCCAAUAUCGAGAAGAAGAAAAGAUAUACAGAAUGAAUUCAAAUGGUACUAAAGGCAAUGGUAGUGAAGAUGGUGAUCGUCGUUUCAACGCUACAGACAAUGACGAUCAUAGUGACCUGAAUAGUGGUUUCAGUGUUAAGUUUGAUGUUUUGCCCAUCACUCUUGCAGUUCUGAUCAUCGCCUUUAAUGGCCUUGUGUUGCUUCUUGUUGUACGACGAAAACAACUACGAAAUGCUGCUAACUACAUGCUCUGCAGCCUGGCGCUUUCGGAUACCCUAACUGGUCUAGUUUGCGUCCCGCUCGUCAUCGCAUGCAAUAUCCUGCGAGAAGACAUGGUGUGUAUCUUAUCGGAGAACUUCCUACGCUUUACCUCGAUUUCAACUGUGUUGCAUUUGCUGGCCAUCACUGCUGACCGUUACCUCGCAAUAGUACAUUCUCUGCGAUACUACAUCUUAGUGACUCCUCGCCGUGGUUUCGCAUCAAUGGCCAUUAUUUGGUCGGUGUCAGUCAUCGUUGCCUUUGUACAGCUCAUCUGGCACAACCCAUCAACCAGCGAUGUUAAUAAAGAUCCAUCUCAGAAGAUUAAAGAUAUUGAGGUAACCUACGACAUUGUCAACCUUGUCGUAUUCUUUGGGUUUCCUCUUUGUUUUAUGAUCUUCGUCAACUCGAAAAUAUUCUACGAGGUUGUACGUCAGAGUAACAUUAUGAGGCAGAACAAUGCGCCGGGAAUGGAAGACUCGAAAAGAAGACAAAGACGCGAAUGGAAAGCGGCUCUAAUUUUCGUUAUAAUGUUCAUCGUCUACAUCGUUUGCUGGCUUCCAUACUUCUUAUGGAGAUUGCAACAAAACAUCGGUGAUUCGUUUUUUGAGUUAGGGAUGAUCACAGAAUAUGUUUUUAUUUAUUUGAGGUUCCUGAGUUCACUUCUUAAUCCAUGUAUCUAUGUUCUCGGCAAAAAUGACUUCCGAAAAGCUCUAAAGAAAAAUCGACCGAGGUCUAAUUCCAUUAGCAAAGCAUCGGUCACCAAAUACUCUUUUCUCAAAACCACCACUCUGUAAGAAUCGGCGUAAAACAAUCGGUUUUGAGUUUGGGUCUAACUCUGAAAUUUUAUGAGCUAUAUUCUGUCAUCAAAACACAAUAAUCCAAUAAUUGUGAAGAACUUUUUCCGUUGUUUAAUCACGCUUUAGGCACAGGUUACUUAGUUACUGAUGAUAGCAUAUUAUAUAGACAUAGAUGAAGCAAAAUCCGGUUAUAAAAUAGCCAAAUAAUGAAUGGCCAACUUAAAAACGGAAACAUACAACGACAUAUACCAACAGCAUUACAUCCUAAAAGCAUUUGCCGAUCUUUUACUGCAUAUGAGAUUAUUACUUCUAGCUUCUCCUCUAAGCCCGUAUGAUUAAAACGGUUGCAUAAAUAGGUGAAUAUUUCGAAACAGAUGAUAUACCAACGGAGCAAAUCUACAUGGGUGGAUUUAUAUCGUUUUUUAUCACGUGUCAUUACAGAACUAUUUCUUCGUUUAAUGGUUGCAACUCAAAGAAAAAUCUUGUUCUCAAGGAAAUGUCACGUGGUCUGGAAUGUGAAAACAUUAUACGUCUAAGUGGUGUGGUCCAUAACGAUUCACAUAGUACGUCAAAAAAUGACUUUGAAAUGAGUGACAAGUCAGGACACAGCGCUUACAACUACGCAUCGGUGUGUAGUGGUGUGUCAUCUGUCCGAAUCUUCGAGUGCUGUAAUCUCAAAAGAAUAGUAGUCUAGGUAAUCGGCAAAGGCAUUUAUUGUGCAUCUGGGCUAAUAAAUCAAAUAAGUUACUCAGUUACUUAAGUAGAUAACAUCUAGGAAUAAAUUUUCUUUUCUGAAUGGUGUCUUCAUAGAUCUGGCUGAUUCGAUAGCAAACAAAAGGCUCAACCAAAGAACCAAUCACAGCACUUGACAUAUAUUAGGCUUAUCAGAGCUAAAGCCGAAUCAAGUGGCAAGAGUGCCAGCUCACACACCAUAAGUAGCCUUGUGCUUAAUAUAUAACUAAGCCAAUAUAUUUUAUUAGCCCACUAGACGUAUUUUUGGUAUCAUUAUUGAUGUGGCAGUUGACUUUUCUAGUUGCUUCUGAGCUAUUUUGAUUCGAAAGUGAACUGACCCUAUCCAAAUACACUAAAAAAAAUUGGGGAAAACAUUUUACUCAUGAAUUGCGAAGACGUUCUGUGGUUACGAUUUUUCUCCUAUUAUUCUUAUCCUAUUCUUAUCCUAUUCUUAUCCUAUUCUUAUCCUAUUCUUAUCCUAUUCUUAUCCUAUUCUUAUCCUAUUCUUAUCCUAUUAUUACCUUAUUAUUAAGAAGUUAUGAUAGGAAGAUAGAAUUGCUUCCGGUAUCUCUAACAUAUAUAUAUAUAUAAACGUAAAUUCUCCUACUUAAAAAGCAAAAAAUGUUGCCUUAACACUACAGUAAUGUAAGUUAUGUAAAAAGAUUCUCUACCAUAUCGUCUUACUUUAGAAUUAGUCAGUGAACAUAGUAUACGUAUAUCAUUAAUUCGUAGGGAAAUUUCAAAUUCAUUAAUCCCCAGUGGUAGGGGUGGGGGGAAAUGGUCCUAUGCUUUAUCACUCACAGCAAAUGUACUAGACAACAACGGACAAUAAAGUGGGAAAUUAACAUCAUGGUGAAAAGAGACAAGGCCGAUUUCAAAAAUAAUUUGUGCCGUGUGAAGGAAUGAGGCAGUUUAGAAAAACGUAGGGUGGCCCUAAAGCUAGAAACAAGUCUUGCUUUCUUUAUGUACCCAGGGGAAAACAGAAACAGAGUUAUCCCUAGCAUUAGAGUCACCUUACCUUUGUUUAAACGGCCUCCUAACAAUCACCAGACCUGGACUAAUGGUCCUCGAGCAUCGUCAGGAACUCGCUGAUUCUUCUCCUAGCAAAGUAUUUUCGUUGUUAUGAUUAACGAUGCGAUUUGAAUCUCGAAUCUGCGAUGAGUGAAAUGCUGGUACCAAACCCUCCCCUGCCGGACUAAAGAGAUUAUGAAUUUAUUAUCCAAGCUAUUGUCUUGAGUAAAACAGGCUGAUUUUAGCACGUGGAAACAAAGCAAAAAGAAAGAUAUUCACUCUAUACAGUUGCUUUGCUUUUAAGCAAAAAAAAAAAAAAAAAAAUCAGCACUAUUUUAUUAAAUAAGUUUUCAUGUACUCAACUCCAAGAAUCCUUUGUGUAUUUUUAACAAAAUGUUUAUUUGAAAAAGUAAGAAAAUUAUAAAAUGACGCCAUAUUUCGUGCAAACGACCUCGCAGAAGAGUCUCUUACGAGGAGUAAUGGUUAUAAGUUUUUUUUUUUUUUUGCUAUUGAUUUUUGCACUAAGAAGUAGGGCAGUGUUUUCUCUCUCUCAUUGUAGACCUUUCUUCUAAUGCCGGUCAAUAAUGCUCAACAUACAGCAUAUGCAACCUCACAGCCGGUCAAUAACGAUCAAUAUACAGCAUAAAAAGCUAAGAAAUUAGAGAAAGGAAUAAUACACACUAUAGUGAUAGAGUACAAGCACUAUAAGUGUGUAACAUAAAUACUGCUAAAUUAUGCUAAUCCUAUUGUUUUCUAAAUAAAUAAAUAAAUAAAAGCG